Molecule: messenger RNA, 1877 nt
Organism: Symbiodinium natans
Lineage: Eukaryota; Dinophyceae; Suessiales; Symbiodiniaceae
Source: the annotation of a GenBank genome assembly
GUGUCCAGGCCUUUGGUCGCGGCGCGUUUGCCGAGGCAGUCGCGACAUUCACCCGGGCUUACGACUUGCUGAAGGAGGCGCCGAUUCCCAAGGGCGAGGACGCCGAAGUGGCAAGGAGUGCCCGCAAGCGUGAACUGGCGUUGACGCGCCUCAACCGGGCAAAGGCCCGGCUGGGAGCUGGCGAAUUCGCCGAGGCGGAGAAGGACGCCAUCGAAUCUUCUGAAAUCGACCCGACCUACAGCAAGGCAAAGACAAUCCUCGCGGAGGUCUACACGAAGCAAGGGCGGCUGAAAGAAGCGGAGGCGGCCCUGGCUUCGGUGGACAAGCCAGGCCCGGGCCCGCCAGAGCUUCCCCGCCUUGGGACGCUCCUCCGUGACGCCGCCUGGCGUGGCCUGGGAGCCUAUGCUCUUCUUUUGUUGUUCCUGCUACUCGUCAUCACGCUGCAUCGACGGGCUGCGCUCAGCGCUCUCUUAGGCGACACCACGCCAUUGGAGGAAGAAAACUUGGCCAACGUGCUGAGAUACAGCGCCGGCUACGGCCUUGGCAGCUUCCACGCGCGGCUCCGCGCAGAACACGCAGAGGACGUGUCCAAAACGACGGUCUGGAAAAUCACCAGCGCGCAGGAAACCGAGUUCAUCAGCCAGGCCUUUGGGAAGCAGGCUGCCCAAGAUGGCGGCCGCCUGAUGCUUUUGUACUGGGGAAAGCUUCCCCAGAAGCAUGGCAAGGGCGAACACUCCUCCAAGCCCAAGUGGAUCGGGCUCCUGGCGCUCCUGCCGAAGAAGCUGAACCCUGCGAUCUUCGACCGGCGCCUGGCGCACCAGGCCACGCAUGGGCGCCUCAUCCGCUUGGGCCACACUGGAAGGUCCUGGCUCCAGAAACAAACGCAGCUUGGGUCUGCAGAUGAAGGGGGACUACUGCCUUUGGCCUUCCACAUCCAUGGGACGGUGGCGGACAAUGAGCAGAUUCGCCACGAGUUCCUGCGCUCGCGCCUCGGACUGGUGGCAGUGGCUGCCAUGGCCUUUGCCCUGUGUCGAAGCAUCGUGGUGGCCAUCCGAACUUUGCGCGACUUCAAUAGACAUCCUGCUAUGGACGAGCUGUCCGUCGGCGAUGGCAAGUUUACUCGGCUCAUUGAGAAGGAGCUCAAUGAGGACGUGCCUCAAAUGCAGCCGCGCAUCUUAGACAACGGCCAGGUCAUCAUUACGCUGAGCUGGCUGAUAUAUCUUCCCGGAAACGGCACCUUCUUUUCCAGGCUGUUUCAGCCCCUGCUGAUGCUGACCGGGCUGCUUGGAACGGCGGGAGGCCCCUCAGGGCCCCCGGGCGCCACCACGGUUCUGCGGCGCAUUGCGGGCGUCUUUCGGCAGCUGCCAAACUGGUUUCGGCUACUGGGCCGGAGCCUUCCAGGCUCAGUCCAGGUGUCCCCGCUCUGGGAAUGCCAGCUGGGCCUGCGCAAGGAGCCACAGGCCUCUCCUCCUCAUGGGCAAGUGAUUCUCUGGGAUGAAGCUCGAGGGCACUUCGCCGAUGUUAUGGGAGAUAUCGAGGCUAUGGAAACCCUCGCAAAAGAGAUCGGCACCCGCCAGGGGGUUGCAACCAGGGUCAUCACGUCCUCCGCCAUCGCGGAGAUCGGCGGCGCCAUGCCGGCGAUGGCCGAAAGCAGCAUUGACCCCCGCUGCAUGUCCUUGGACCGGUGCUAUGAGGCGCUCCAGCUGUCCAGAGAGGAGCUGAAGCAGAAGCCCAAAGAGGAAGCCAAGGAGAUGUUGGCCCGCGCUUUCCGACUAAGAGUCGUUGAGGAUCCCAACAUCGAGAAGCGCAAGGUCGAGGAGCUAGCGCUUGCCCUCGACCUGCUUAUGAGGAGACUGUGCCUCAGCUUGGAGAUGUGA